AUGCAUACAGAGGACCCCUGACCCCUUUAUUCUAUUAUCUAUACCCAAUCAUUGAUUUCACUCUAUUCUUCCACCCUCUUCUUCUUCCUCUCUUAAACCCCUACCCCCCCCCCCCCCCCCCCCAAACAUGCCACCUUCAAUCUUCCUUCUUACACUCUUCACUUUCUCAAUCUCAACCCACUUUUGGGUCUCAUACUCUCAACAAUCACCAACCAUUUAUGAACUCCUCAAACUAAAUGGAUUACCCAUGGGUUUGUUCCCAAAGGGUGUGACCAACUUCAGUGUGGAUGAUUCUGGCAGGUUUCAGGUGUUCUUGGAUGAAGCUUGUAAUGCAAAGUUUGAAGAUGAAUUACACUAUGAUCAAAAUGUUUCUGGAUGUUUGACUUUUGGUAGAAUCAAUGACUUAUCAGGGAUUUCUGCCAAAGAUUUGUUCUUGUGGUUCUUGGUUAAGGAAAUAUGGGUUGAUGUUCCUAGUUCUGGUUUGAUUUAUUUUGAUGUUGGUGUUGUUUCAAAACAGUUUUCUUUGUCAUCUUUUGAAACCCCAAGAGCCUGUGUGGCUUCUUCUGUACCUAAGAUACUAUCGAGAAAGGUGGGGAACGAUGAACAAGAACCCGAUCACCAAGAACCAACGAGGGCGAUUUUAUGAAUAUGAGUUUAAAUGGGUACUUAAAGAUGAUUCAAAUCGGCGCAAUUGCUCAAAUCAAGUUAUGGGUAUUUCCAUUUCUUGUAUGUAUUUGUCUUAAAAGUUGUGUUUUUUUUUUUUUUUAGUUUAGGUGGUUCUAUGCUUCAUUGCAGGUGUGCAUGCUUUACAAUUUCUUUAUGUACUAUAUGCAAAUAUGUUCAAAAUGAUUGAAAUCGAGGAGAAGAUGAUACAGGAAACGCGAUGUAAAUGCAACUGAAAUCGAGAGAAGUGUAAGUUAUCAUACAUGCCAGACCAAGGGGAUCAUAUACGUUCAUUGUCGAUUCUUGAAAUUCGUUGAUAGUACGGACAUAAAACAUUUCAAGUUUGGUUUAUAGCCGUUAAGUAUUGUUUUGAACAAAGAAAUAAGAAAUAAAGUCGAAUUUUGUUUAGUUUGCUUUCACAAUGUUCAUUUAUCGUUUCACGGAUUUGUUCUUUGACGCUUAACCCUUGAAUCUCGGGUUUUUAAUAAACAAGAUUAUUGUAUGGUU
Molecule: messenger RNA, 1170 nt
Organism: Helianthus annuus (common sunflower)
Lineage: Eukaryota; Viridiplantae; Streptophyta; Magnoliopsida; Asterales; Asteraceae
Exons: 2
Coding region: 128-646 (172 amino acids)
Source: RefSeq, a predicted model, not a curated record